AUGUUAAAAAAGUACUCUUCAUUAGCCUAGAUGCAACAAGAGAGUGCCAGAUCUGAUAGGUAGUAUCCCGUUUUGAAUAAGAUUUCUGUUUGCAUAUCGUAACAAUGUCUAUGAUCUAACACAUUUUGUAGAUGAUCAUCCUGGAGGAAGGUUCUCUCUCUAAACUUUCAAGGGUAAAGACUUAGAAAAUGUAUAUUCAUUCAAUUUAAACUCAGAUUCUAUUUAAUGCAUCCAUACACAGACACUAACCCUCAAUACUCUCUUCUCUAGAGCAAUAUAAAUGUGGUGUAAUUGAAACCAAAAAUCCUUAAGACAAUAAACCUAAGCCUCAAGUUAUAUAGACAGCCAAAUCCAAUCCUCCAUAAAAGAAAGAAUAAAUUUGCAAAACCUAAUUGACAGAUGACAAGACCAAUAGAUCAAAUGUCACAUCACAAUCUAAAGUCAGUAUUUAAUAAAACAGCAAUUUACUAUCUCCUGACUCAAAUCAAAUUAAAAAAUCAAACUUAAAAUAAACUUCAAAAACAAAACCUAUCAAUAAGAAUGAAAGCAAUAUGGCAGAAUCAACUAAAACUAUUAAAUCUAAAUCUGAUUUAAAUAUUUUAAAUCACUAAAAGUUUUAAGACACAUCAUAAUUCAAAGGUUCAUCUAGUUAAAUAUCUAUUAUUUCAAAUCCUAAAAUUUCAUUGCUAUCCCCACAGAUAAUCCAUGAAGAAGAUGAAUCUUAACCUUCCCCAUUAAAUAACGUUGAAAAAUUUGAAGGUGGUCUUAUACCAGAAGACAAUAUCAACUUAAAAGUACCCAUUUUAAAUUACUAAUUAACUGGUUAUCUUAGAUUUAAAUAUACCCUAAAAAAUUGA
This is a messenger RNA of Paramecium pentaurelia, 857 nucleotides long. The record is from the annotation of a GenBank genome assembly. Lineage: Eukaryota; Ciliophora; Oligohymenophorea; Peniculida; Parameciidae.